This is a messenger RNA of Vitis riparia (riverbank grape), 2911 nucleotides long. RefSeq names its product protein CHROMATIN REMODELING 25. The coding region runs from base 71 to 2875 and encodes 934 amino acids. Gene Ontology annotation, molecular function: ATP-dependent chromatin remodeler activity; ATP binding; DNA translocase activity. The transcript is spliced from 21 exons. NCBI's taxonomy places the organism in Eukaryota, Viridiplantae, Streptophyta, Magnoliopsida, Vitales, Vitaceae. The record is from RefSeq and is a predicted model, not a curated record. Gene Ontology annotation, cellular component: nucleus. Gene Ontology annotation, biological process: reciprocal meiotic recombination; double-strand break repair via synthesis-dependent strand annealing.
UCUGUGUUUGGCGAGAACAGUGAUAGUUCACAGUGAACCUCUCUCCGUAAAACGAACGAAGAAGUCUUCCAUGGAAGAAUACGACGAAGAAGUUCCUUCGUCGUCCGAUCCCAGUGAUUCCAGCGACGAAUUUGCUGGCGAAAGCGAAGAGGAGGAAGAGGAGGAGAACGACGACGAAGAACGAUCGGCGGUCAAAUCGCCAACGUCCGAUGAAGGUAGGAAAUCGCAGAAUGUCGACGCUCUCUUGAGAGGUAACCUUGUUGUAAGAAGACAAUCAUUACUUCCACGAGUUCUUUCAGUGACAGAUGGGGCAGCUGUUGCUAGAAAACCCUUUAAACCCCCAUUCUCUAAUGGUUACCAUGAUCGGAAUGACCAGUUAGUUCAUCGUCUUUGGGCUCGCAAACGGUUUGUUCCUUGGGGCUCCUCAAGGCCAGCUUUGGUUUUGAUAACCAACUGUGUGAAUAUAUCUAGUGCUGCUGAGAAAGAUGUGUUGGAGGAAAGUGUGAGUCUGCCAGCAGGGAUCGACCCUUUGGUGUUGUGGCACCCUGAGGAAUCUGAAGAGCAGGCAGAUAAUUUGAUGCCAAUAAUGGUGGACCCAUUGCUUGUCCGUUUCCUUCGACCUCAUCAGAGAGAGGGAGUUCAGUUCAUGUUUGAUUGUGUUUCAGGGUUAUCUAGCACUGUUAAUAUUUCUGGGUGCAUUUUGGCUGAUGAUAUGGGCCUGGGAAAAACUUUGCAAUCAAUCACAUUGUUGUAUACUCUUCUUCGUCAGGGAGUUGAUGGGAAACCAAUGGUUAAAAAGGCAAUAAUUGUUACUCCUACUAGUCUUGUAAGUAACUGGGAGGCUGAAAUUAAGAAGUGGGUUGGAGAAAGAGUUCAACUUGUUGCUCUGUGUGAAAGUACCCGAGAUGAUGUUGUAUUUGGAAUUGAUAGUUUUACAAGUCCCCAUAGCCCUUUACAGGUUCUGAUUGUUUCAUAUGAGACAUUUCGCUUGCAUUCUUCAAAAUUUAGUCACAGUGGAUCCUGUGACCUUCUCAUAUGUGAUGAGGCUCACAGACUGAAAAAUGACCAGACAUUAACAAAUCGGGCAUUGGCUGCUCUGGCAUGCAAGCGUCGCAUUUUAUUGUCAGGAACUCCAAUGCAGAAUGACCUAGAAGAGUUCUUUGCUAUGGUUAACUUUACUAAUCCAGGAAUCUUGGGCGAUGCUACAUAUUUCCGUCGUUACUAUGAGACACCAAUCAUUUGUGGAAGAGAACCUACUGCAGCUGAAGAAGAGAAGAAAUUAGGUGCGGAACGAUCUGCAGAACUGAGUUCAACAGUGAACCAGUUCAUAUUGAGGAGGACUAAUGCAUUAUUAUCAAAUCACCUCCCACCAAAGAUAGUUGAAGUUGUUUGUUGCAGGUUAUCUCCUCUCCAAUCAGAACUGUAUAACCAUUUUAUACAUUCUAAAAAUGUUAAAAAGGUAAUUAAUGAAGAAAUGAAGCAGUCAAAGAUUUUGGCUUAUAUCACCGCUCUUAAGAAGCUUUGCAAUCAUCCAAAGCUCAUUUAUGAUACUGUAAAAAGUGGAAACCCGGGAACAUCAGGUUUUGAAGACUGUAUGCGCUUUUUCCCUCCAGAAAUGUUCUCUGGAAGAUCUGGAGCAUGGACAGGUGGUGAAGGGAUUUGGGUUGAACUGUCUGGGAAAAUGCAUGUCUUAGCCCGAUUGCUGGCCCAUCUGCGUCAGAAAACAGAUGACCGAAUUGUCCUUGUCUCAAACUAUACUCAGACAUUGGACCUUUUUGCUCAAUUGUGUCGAGAGAGAAGAUAUCCAUACUUGAGACUUGAUGGCACCACAUCAAUCAACAAAAGACAGAAGUUGGUAAACCGUUUCAAUGACCCAUUGAAGGAUGAGUUUGUGUUUCUCUUGAGCAGCAAGGCUGGUGGUUGUGGCCUCAAUUUGAUUGGUGGAAACCGACUAGUCUUGUUUGAUCCUGAUUGGAAUCCUGCCAAUGAUAAACAAGCUGCUGCAAGAGUCUGGAGGGAUGGACAAAAGAAGAGAGUAUACAUCUAUAGAUUUUUAAGUACUGGGACGAUCGAAGAAAAGGUAUUCCAGCGUCAAAUGUCAAAAGAAGGGCUUCAAAAAGUAAUUCAGCAGGAGCAAAAAGACAGCCUUAAGACACAGGGUAACUUUCUUUCAACAGAAGAUUUACGUGAUCUCUUCUCAUUUCAUGAGAAUGUGAGGUCUGAAAUUCACAAAAAGAUGAAUUGCAACCGUUGUCAAAAUUACGAUGAAAGACCUGAGAGCGUGAGAGAGGAGGAUGGUUUUGAAUCAAAAAAUGAAUGUUGUCAGUCUUAUCAAAUGGAUUGUGAUGAUAUCGGUGGAUUUGCAGGCAUUACUGGAUGCUUGCAUAAGUUAAAAAGAUCUGAGAAACAGGUGGGGACUCCUUUGGAAGAGGAUUUAGGAAGUUGGGGGCAUCAUUUUUUCUCAACAUCAGUGCCUGAUGCUAUCUUUCAAGCUUCAGCGGGUGAUGAGGUCACGUUUGUUUUCACAAACCAAGUAGAUGGGAAGCUUGUACCUGUCGAAUCAAAAGUACGGGCAAAUAUGCAGGGAGUUGAAGUAAAUAAGAACCAAUCUGACAAAAGGGGAAAACUGCUCCAAAAACCCACGUUUCCGUCUAAACAUCAACAGUCAGCCCCACCAGUUUCUAACAAAGGAGAUUCAAUCACCAGCAUAUCAUCAUCCUCUUCCAACCCUUUUCAGCUGGCAGGUAUAAAAUCAAUGAAAACAUCAAAAAGCACACCAUCUGUAACAUUAAAGUCCAAACUCUCUAUUGGAAGUCAAUUACCCCUGAAAAGAUUGUCUCCUGAUUCUGUACAACAUGAUGAUGACUUUGAGUGAAAAAUUUUGGCGGCUCAAAUGAUUUGUUUCUAUUCA